AUGUCAUCAAUGGAAUUUUCUGGUUUGAAUCAAACGAAACCUCUGUGCAGCGAUAAAACGAAACGAAUUGAUAAGGCUGAUCGAGCAUGGAAGAGUAAUCCAACCAAAGCAAAAUCUAAGCGUCGAUUAAUCUCAGGCUUAAGAGAGAUAGGCAAAUAUCUAGAACUUGGAGCAGUUAAAUUUGUCAUUAUUGCUCGCGAUAUAGAAAACAAACAGGAGGAAUUACGUGAACGAAUGGAUAAACUGAAAGUUUUAUGCAGUAAAUCAAAUAUUCUAAUUGUCGAAGCUUGUAGAAAACAUAAACUUGGAAAAGCAAUUCAAAGGCAACCGUUCGUUUCAGCCAUUGCAGUACUGGAUUAUCAAGGAGCUGAAAUUUAUAGAGACCUUUAUAACACUAUGAUGAAUGAAUAUCUUAGCGUGGAUGAAAGCAAUUGA
Molecule: messenger RNA, 435 nt
Organism: Dracunculus medinensis (Guinea worm)
Lineage: Eukaryota; Metazoa; Nematoda; Chromadorea; Rhabditida; Dracunculidae
Source: the annotation of a GenBank genome assembly